Boeremia exigua is the source of this 744-nucleotide messenger RNA. RefSeq lists its product as uncharacterized. The record is from RefSeq and is a predicted model, not a curated record. Lineage: Eukaryota; Fungi; Ascomycota; Dothideomycetes; Pleosporales; Didymellaceae. Bases 1 to 744 code for a protein of 247 amino acids. The transcript has a single exon.
AUGUCGGACCGCACAAUGCAGCUCAUUGAAGCGGUUCUGGCUGCUGACGCGCACAAAGACGAGCAGAUCGCAGAACUACGGCAAGAAAAUGCGCGCCUCAUCAUGAACACCUUCCAGCCACAUCGUACUUGUGUAGACAAUAGUUGGGAUGAUGGUAAUGGCGGCUAUUUUAAGACCGCAGAAGAGGACGACAUUCACGAGUCCAGCCUUGCCACUUUACGUGCUAGUCAUGAAGAGCUCGCGCGCCGCGCUCAACGGAGUGCCGAAGCUGAUCUGAAAGUGGAAGAAAUGAAGGUCAAGGUCGAGCAGGAUAAGCUGGCCAAAGGCAAGAACUUGGUAGACAAAGUCAAAGGCAAGCUCCGAGGCUUAAGCCAUGAGAUUGAGGUCGAGGAAGACAAGUUAGUGAAGAUCAAAGGCCAAGUGGACGACGCCAGAGUUCAACUAGACAACUACCAGCUUCAGUUGAACGACGCGAGGAUCGAACUGGGCGGCAUCACCACUCAGAUCGAAACCAUGAGGCUCGAUUUACACCAAGUCAACAAUCGCGCAGAUAACAUGCAGAACGCACCAAGUGGCAUCAUUGACAACUCACGAGUCGAUCACUCUCAGAGUACCACCAUCCACCACCAUUAUCAAGCCGGAUCAGCAGCUGUGCUUACAACCCCACCUGUACCUUCAUCCACCCACAUGACUGAGGCUCAUACACAGAUAACGCAGCUCAAUGACACACGCCAAGAUCAGUAA